GCAGCAGAUGCGGCUGCUGCGAGCACAGUUUGAUACGACCGAGCGACCUACCGACUGCUGCUACGGCUGCUGUUGUAGGGGUGCCAGUAUUGCUGUGCUGCAUCAUUGUCCCGUAACGUCUGGUGACGCUCAUUUUGGCCCGUUGCAAUCUAUUAGUUAUCGAGCAGUUGGCUCGUCAGUCGUAAUCGCAGAAGCGCUUUCCAACGCAGUCGACUGUCCUGCAGGUGCUUGUCACGGAACCGUGGAGCCGCCGGGCGCCAACACGAUCCUAGUGGAGACGCCAUUCUCGAAGUUUCGUAGCAGUUUGUUUGAGUGAUCGAUCGCCGGCCCUGGUCGCUGGUCCAUCCCAUAAUGACGCACUCAUCAAAGAGCUCGAGUCAUCGGCGGAGAAGGUCUUCUUCAGCGUCCUACCGACGGAAACGACGGUGCAGGGAGCGUUCACGCCAGUUCGCUGAUCACAGGGCGGGUAGCAGUAAGGGUGACCGUUCGCGUUCCCGGUCCAGAUCGCGAUCUCGUUCACCGCUCAGCCGGACUCCGAUCCAGGACGACAGCGAUGGACAUCUGAUCUACCACGUCGGCGAUGUCAUCCGGAAACGCUACACAAUCUUGGCCACGCUCGGUGAAGGAACCUUCGGUAAGGUCGUACAGGUAUUCGACGAGCAAACAAAAGAAAAGCUCGCCCUGAAGAUUAUCAAGAACGUCGACAAAUAUCGGGACGCCGCUAAGCUCGAGAUCAACGUACUGGAGACGCUUAACCGUCAGGACGACGCGAUUGGCCAGAAGCUCUGCGUUCGUAUGCUCGACUGGUUCAACUAUCAUGGACACAUGUGCAUCGCGUUCGAGAUGCUAGGCCUCUCCGUAUUCGACUUUCUCAAGGAUAAUAACUACCAUCCCUACCCACUGGAACAGGUUCGCCAUAUCGGUUACCAACUGAUUCUGUCCGUUUUACAUCUACAUCGCAAUAAGCUGACGCAUACUGACCUAAAGCCGGAGAAUAUCCUCUUCGUCCGUUCCGAUUUUGACGUUCUAUACAACGAAAGGAAAAAGCGUGAGACGCGCCGUGUACGAGAUACAUCGAUUAAGCUAAUUGACUUCGGUUCGGCAACUUUCGACCAUGAACACCAUUCGACGAUUGUUUCAACGCGCCACUAUCGGGCGCCUGAGGUCAUCCUCGAGUUGGGCUGGAAUCAAUCGUGUGAUAUCUGGUCGAUUGGCUGCAUUCUUUUCGAGCUGUAUUUAGGCAUAACACUUUUUCAGACGCAUGAUAACCGUGAACACCUGGCCAUGAUGGAACGUAUUCUCGGUCCGAUACCGUCGAAGAUGUCGAAACGAACUAAGACCAAGUAUUUCUACCACGGACGGUUAGACUGGGACGAGAAGUCGUCUGCGGGCCGUUAUGUACGAAAUCAUUGUAAACCUUUGCAUCGGUACGCAACCACCGGUGAUGAAGAGGUUCGUGACCUGUUCGACCUCAUCCGCAAAAUGCUUGCUUAUGAUCCGAAGGAGCGGCUGUCACUGAGACGAGCCCUUGACCAUCCGUUUUUCGAAGCACUUGACAAUCGUUACCGAAUUCACGGUAGCUGCGGCAUCGGCACGGGUAGUGGUGGUUCGAAACGUUCAGCCGAUGAAGACUCGGCGGCGAUUCGGGACUGCAGUAGCGCUCGACGUUCCUCGAGCCAAGGGCGUGCGAGCAAACGGCGGAGAAGUCUUUCCAGAUGAUUGUUGCUUACUCCACUUCCCAUUUGGUUUAUCUAUUGACACGUUUACCUUAAAAGAUUUCCGAUUUUUAUGUUUAGAGCCGCAAAAAGGCGAACGUACGAUCUGUGCCAGAUCGUACAAGCAUCACCGUUGCGGGAUCCGCUGCUUUCGUAGAAGCAACUGUGCCCACGACAACUAUCCGUAAUUUUUUUUCUAGCAAAUAAGUUAACACAGUGAUGACAACAAUAAUGAUCGAUCAUUAUGCACUAGCAGGUCGUGAAAGAAGCCAAACAACAAGUAAAAUAGUAUAGAUCGCUGCUAUGCACACACCCGUGAUAGGCGUUCGUCCGGCGCAUGUAUUUGUAAUGGGGGACUCCCUUAAUAGAACAUGUCUGGUUAUUAAGAUUAAUAAACUAAUUUAAAACAAACUGAAUAGGCAAAGCAGAGAACAGACUAGGUCCUAAAGUUGUUGGUAUUUAUUGGCGCUGAACAAAUGCUCCCUUUUCAGUAACUCGCCCUAGACUCGAUUGUUUUUCUGGACUCUUCCUAACGUAUGUGCGUAGCUGUUUUUUUCAUGACUAUUACCGAGGUAUAAUGAUUGUCAGUUGUCAUUCUAAGUCGUGCACGUAGUUUUUCAAUUCGACCUCCUAUAGUUACAAUAAUUAAAAUUACUACAGAUAUUUUGAGCAUUCUUUUUGACGAAAAUUUUCUUCGUUAACUCUUAAAAACUAAUUGCUUUAUUCGUCAUUCAUUUAUGAAACUCAGUUCCAUUGAAGGGCGGGGGAGGGUUAUUAAGUGGAAACGGACCUCUAUGGGAAGAGGAAUAGCAAGACGUAAUAGAAUGUUGAUAGGUUACAGAGGGGACUUGUCUAGCGACGACAAAACGAACGCUAAUGCGCUGUUACUAAAUGCUGAUCAGCCUAAGAAGCUUUUUCUACAGAAUCUUUAGUGAUUUAUCGAACGAUGACAAAUUAGCCUGUGUGAUGAACAUUGUUGAGGGUAGCCGUAACGCGAUAUCCGUAUCGUCGUAUAUGCUAGUAGUAAUUUCGGCUGUACAUUCGGCAGAGGAAACAACACUAGUGGGUGUACGUAUUAGAAUUCGGGCAGCAAAUAUAGUAUAGAUAUACUAUCUAGCUGAGAUGGUACCCGGGAAGCGUGUACCUCUUUGGAGAGGGCUAUUAUACCUACGAACAGAUGUGAGCGGCGGAGUACCUAUUAUUGAACUAACCACAAAAAUACAGAAUGGAAGUGGUUGUAUUAGUAUAGACUUAAGAACAUUAAGUUAACAAAAGGGAAUCUAAUACACCUUUUUUGAGAGAAUCAUCCUUUUAGAGGUUGUGCCAUGAGUUGGUUAGUAGCGCUACCAGUAGAAAAGCAAGACAACUGAGAAAAAAGUUGAACAUUAGAAAAACAAGGUUUCGUAUUAGGAAAACGGGGAAAAAAGAUAUCUUCAACGAAAUCUAUUGUUAGCGAAGAUUCGUAUGGCCUCUCGUGUAACCGCCGACACAUCUCAAUGUUGUAAAUACAACUAUAUAUGAGUUCGCAAUUGCAUCAUUAGUAUUAUUCUAACGAUAAUUAGCAAUGAGAGAUGAAAAAGUGGGUGUCCAACGAGGUGUCGACAGUCGGUGUAUCGGGUCUAUUAUUUGCAAGUGUGAAUUUUCAGGUAAUGAAAACCAGUCGCGGACCAAGAAAUCAACGAAAUUAACUAUACAUUAUCAGCUACGAACUUUGUAAACAAAAAAUGAUCGAGUUGCAAGCAAAUUUAGGAGAAAUUACUUAUGAUAACAUUGAUACGUAGAAUUAUUCUCGAUGCUGACAAGCCGAUGUUCUGUUAAUGAGCAUUGUUCAAUAAUUGUGGCAAUAACGUUGUAUGUUAUGUAUACAAAUAGAAAGUGAAUUAUGAAAAAUAUAUUAAAAAUCAUUUGAAUUUAGGAGAGAAUUAGCAUUUUAUGACUUGCGAUUCUUUCAGAAAUCAGGCGGCGCGGGGGGGAAUACGCGAAAAGUCCAGGUCCGCGCGUUCCUCGGUGAACACUCAUAAAUCAUUCAGUCACUAAUCCACCUAUUAUUCACGCCUAUAUGCGUAUACAUGUAAACACACAUACACUCACGCUCACCUUACUCAUAUUGUUACAUGAAAUAGGCGAACUUUGGGUAGGUUUGUUUUAUAGAUUAUGCAUUCUUCAUAACGUAAUCAAAGACAUACAUACGAUAUAAACAUAGACGUUCAAUAAUAUAAGUGGUAGAUUUUUACUCUUUAUUUGCGCUUUAAAAAUACGAAAAAAUCCCGAAAAGUGAGAAAGAGAAAAAAUAUUUAACAACGUAAAACAAAUAUUUCGAAAGUUACGAAAAUUGCGUCAUUAAUUUACAAAUGAGCUUUGUUGCACAGACAUUGCCAGAAUAGUAAACAAUAUCAAUUUAAACUAAGCCCAUUUUAUCACUAUGUUCUAACAUACGACAUUUGUUUAGGUAAUAGGCACACAUAGACAAUUAUGUUUAUUAAGUAGAAUGGCCUUAAAUGUGAUCGCUGUUAUCAAUAUCAUUAACCCCCUGCCAUUGACCUAUGUGGGCGGGUCCCUGUGUGUAUGGAUGGGCGUGUGAACAUGUAGCUUGUAAAUUUUGAUCAGGAUAGUGUUAGUGGAAGUACAUGAUAUCAUCAAUUGUAAUAUAAGUGUGUAUAUAAAGACACUUUGCUUUAAAAUAAAGCAUAUUAGGGCUCUUGCUAAAUAGAAUGUGCUUUGGCGUUUUCUGCGUCGACGCCAUUUGGGUUAAAGGGACAGAUUCGCUUGGCAGUUUACUUAUGCAUAACAAAAUCGGACCUUUAUCACUAUUGUGAUUAAAUAGAAUAAUCUCUUGCGAAUAGGCCUGUCACCGCGAACUUAACCGAAAAAUCGGUGUUAACCGCUGGCGAAUUUUUUGUCUCGAAUUUGUAUUUCAGUAGAGUCAUUCGAAAUGUCCUAAGUUUUUUGCGAACAGGCAGUAUAAUUGUAUUAAUGGCUGAAGUUCGCCUUUCGU
Molecule: messenger RNA, 4710 nt
Organism: Varroa destructor (honeybee mite)
Lineage: Eukaryota; Metazoa; Arthropoda; Arachnida; Mesostigmata; Varroidae
Gene: Doa
Product: CDC like kinase darkener of apricot
Biological process (GO): protein phosphorylation; regulation of RNA splicing
Cellular component (GO): nucleus
Molecular function (GO): ATP binding; protein serine/threonine kinase activity
Source: RefSeq, a predicted model, not a curated record